AAAAAAAAGAAAAACCGGACAAAUUCGCGAAAGUAGAACUGGGUUCGAGGCUUCAUAUAAAUACAGCCAUAUUCUGCAAAUUACCGGCAGUCAUUGCGCGAAUCUUGUGAUGUAGAGUUCUUCGGUCAACAAGAAGAAGUAUUGAGAAAGCAUUCACUUUGGCCGAGAAUGCCGGUGAAAGUCGAUGUAAUUCCACCGCCGCCUGCUAAUUCGAAGCAGCCGGGUGUUACCAAAUCUUUGCUCUACAACGGUUCGCGCUUUCAAGGAUCACAAAAGUCCAAGGGCAAUAGUUACGACGUUGAAGUUGUUUUACAGCAUGUGGAUGAGGAAAACAGCUACUUAUGUGGUUAUCUUAAAAUAAAAGGUCUUACAGAAGAAUUCCCCACGUUAACGACGUUCUUUGAUGGUGAAAUUAUAUCCAAAAAAUAUCCAUUUUUAACUCGUAAAUGGGAUGCAGAUGAAGAUGUCGAUAAGAAACAUUGGAGUAAAUUUGAAUCUUUCUGUCAAUACGCCAAAACUUUUAACUCUGACACAUUUGAUUACGAGGCAUUAAAAGGAACAGACUUUGUGUUUAUGAGAUGGAAGGAACAUUUUUUAGUUCCUGACCAUACUAUCAAAGACAUUAAUGGAGCUUCAUUCGCAGGCUUUUAUUAUAUUUGCUUCCAAAAGUCUGCUUCAACAAUCGAAGGUUUUUAUUAUCAUCGAAGCUCUGAAUGGUAUCAAUCAUUGAAUUUAAGGCACGUUCCAGAACACAGUAUACAAAUCUAUGAAUUCAGGAGCAUUUAUGAGAUCUGCUUGCUCAAAUAGAUAUGAGAUGAGAGUGUAAUAUUUGAUUUACAUUUGAAUGAAUGACAUCUAAUCUGUAAAAAGAAGCCAAGGAAAGCUAAGAGUAGUACAUAAGAGUACAUUUAAUUUCAGUCAUUCUAAACAUCCAUGUGCAUAUAUAUAUGAUGAUAAAUAUUUGAUUCUAUUCAUAGUUUAUUGGUAUAAAAAUCGGAAAAUACUUGAGCGAAAAAAGGUUGCUUAGAUGAUGAUCUGCAUCAUCGCAAUGUUGAAGAGACAAUGAAAAAAGAUUUCUCUUAUUGUCCAAAUGAAAUAUUAACCGAUGCUAAUAAUGAUGAUCAUUUUUCUUUGUAGUGUUACAUAGAAAGUUAAGCAUUAGCAACCUUUCUUUGUCAGAUAUUUCUCUUUUAUUACAUUUUUGAGAUUACAAAACAUAUAACAAAAUUUCUAAUUACUUGUUACUCUUAAACAAAUGUUUUUAGACAAAACGUAUCUUUAGUAUCUUUAGGCAUUUUCCAAUUAUAAAAACACUAUAUAAUCAUACUUGUUAAAAAUUUACAAUUAUUUUGUCAUCGUCGAUGUAUCAUUAAAUGUGCCUUUUAAUUGGAAAAUGCCUCUUUUAUCUUCUACUCUUCCACUUUUAAAAGUUCUUUUGAAAGAUCAUUUUCCUAUAGAAAAAUUUCCAUUUUAGACACGACCGCGAGAAGUGUGUCUUAUUUAUGGUUGUACUUAGAAGGUGUAUUUUUCAAAAGUAGCAAUAACAACAAAUUCUAUUAUUUAUACGUAAUAUAUGGCAGAAGAUGUUUGUGUUUAAUAACAAAACAAUUAUAUUAGAAAAUCGAUAAGUUGCAAAAAUGCACACAUUCAAACAUUUUCUGUUAUUUUUUUCGAAAUACUUUAUUAUUGUUAUUCUAUUAGUUUUUUUUUCUUAUCUCUUUUAUUUUAUUUUAUUUUAUUUUAUUUUAUUUAAUUUAUAUUAUCUCGUUAAAAACAAAUAUGUCCCCUAAAAUGUUACAUCCACAUCCGUUAUAUUUGGCUUAUAUUUGGUUUUAUAUAUUCUUUAAAUAUUUAUUUGUAUUUAUAUAUAUUUUUUUUUUUU
This is a messenger RNA of Polistes dominula (European paper wasp), 1882 nucleotides long. RefSeq names its product glucose-induced degradation protein 4 homolog. Lineage: Eukaryota; Metazoa; Arthropoda; Insecta; Hymenoptera; Vespidae. Gene Ontology annotation, cellular component: GID complex. Gene Ontology annotation, biological process: proteasome-mediated ubiquitin-dependent protein catabolic process; protein catabolic process in the vacuole; protein targeting to vacuole. The record is from RefSeq and is a predicted model, not a curated record.